AUGGAGAAGGAAAGCCCUGCCAAUGUGGCUGCCUCAGGGACUUCCACGGCCCGGAAGACAGCAGAAGUGCUGGUGGGCAUGGAAGGGACUCGGGGCGAAUCCGGCGGGGCAGCGGCUACAGCUGGUCCUCAUGGAUCCCAGGGCCAGGAGCCAGGAAACUCCGGACCCUUGAAGCCUCCGGGCUCCUCGCCAGUUGCCCCCUUCCUCUUUGGCUGCUACCGCCCAUACCAGUUUGUAAAGGGGAGAGCUACACCUAGGGGUCAGCUUACUGCGACUGCCAAGCCUACUCUGGAGGCAGAAUCUUCCGUCACCCAGCAGGAAGACCCUGCUCAACCUAGAGUUCCAACUGAACAAGUUGAACUUUCUCCAAUCCAGACUGAUCCCCUCUCCCAGCCUGUGGAGACCCCUGAACAAUCUGAAUCUGUUCCAGCCCAGCAAGGAGUCAUAGCGCAGACUCCAGAUCUCUCGAAAGAGUUACAUUUUGCUGCAACUCAGCAGGGGGCCCAAGGUCUGCCACUAGAGUUCCCCAAGAAGGCCAAACCUCGAAUCCCCAAGGAAUCAUCUCUCUUGCUGCAGCCAGUCUUGACUCAGGUUCCAGCACCUCUUGAAACUGUUGCGCAGCUCUCAGUGGUGUGUGAAAUGACAGCACCAGUGCUAGCUGGGGACCCUACUCAGCAUCCAGUAUUACCCAGUGUCACAGCACAGCUCCUGGUCAUGGGGUUUACCACAAGUCCAGAGCCCACUACAGAGGCUGCGCAUUCUGUGGCCCCGCGGAAGGCUGAAGCUCGUUCGCUACAGUACUCUGAGGUGAUACUUGCACAGCCAGCCCAGGGCUGGGCUCAGCGUCCGCACCCGACUCCUGUCACACUUCAGCCUUUGGAUGUGGAACAUACUGUCAUCUGUCGGCGUUCUGUAAACUAUACUCCAGAAAGGGCCUUAACUGUGCAGAGGGAGCCGAAUGCGACCAGAGCUGUCAACCUGUGUGAGCUCUGCUCCUGUGACAGUGAGACCCUGUCAUGUGUUGGCCGCAGCCCGAGGCUGCUCUGGGUUCCUGUGCUAGAGCCUGGCACCUCCAACGCCUUCAUAGCCUUAAAUUUCCAAGGAAACUCUAUUCAUGAUAUUCAAGAAAAGACAUGGAAAACAUACCAGUGGGCAGAGAAACUAAAUCUCAGCGAAAAUUACAUCACUGAACUACGUGAGGAUUCCUUUGAAGGCCUGCUCUCCCUGCAGUAUUUAGAUGUAUCCUGCAAUAAAAUACAGUCUAUUCAAAGACAUACCUUUGAACCACUACCUUUUUUGGAGUUCAUAAAUCUUCGGUGCAAUUUACUCACAGAAUUGAGCUCUGGAACAUUUCAAGCCUGGCACGGGAUACAGUUUUUAUACCAAGUAAUUCUCAAUCAUAAUCCUCUGAGGACUAUUGAAGAUUCGUCUCUUUUUAAAUUGCCAGCAUUAAAAUAUCUAGACUUGGGACAAACACAUGUGCCAGUAACAGCCCUGGAGAACAGCGUCACAAUGGCUCUGGAGUUGGAAACACUGAUCUUGCCGAGCCACAUGGUCUGCUGCCUCUGCCACUUUGAGAAGGAUAUUGAGGUUGUCUGCAAGACAGUCAAGCUGCGCUGUGACCGCGCGUGUCUGACCAAUGCCACGCAGUGUUUGGGAGAAGCACCCAUAGGGAAUCCAGAAGGAGCCUUCAUGAAGGUGUUACAAGCCCGGAAGAGGAGCACCAGCACUGAGCUGACUAUUGAGCCUGAAAUGUCAUCUUCAGAGAAAAGUGGUGCUGACUUGUCAGGCUUUAUGAGUGAUCAGUUUGAAACUCACCUAAACCAACAACUCUGGCCCCUCAUCCCCAAUAAUGACAUAAGAAAGCUGAUUUCCCGGGUUAUCAGGAGCUUAAAAAUGGACUGCUCUGAGACCCACGUGCAGCUGGCCUGUGCCAAGCUCAUCUCCAGGACGGGGCUGCUCAUGAAGCUGCUCAGUGAGCAGCAGAAAGUCAAGGUGUCCAAGGCCCAGUGGGAUGCGGAGCGCUGGAAAAGUGAGAACUACAUCAAUGAGAGCACAGAGGAGCAGAGUGAACAGGAGCAGGAGUCAAGGGAGUUCACAGUAGAAGUUCCAGGAUAUGGCUAUAAAAACAAACUGAUCCUGACAUUAUCUGUGACGGGAGUAGCAUUGAUUUCAAUGAUAAUUUUCUGUCUUGUUGAGAUGGCCGUGGUCGAGUUUGUCACCUGA
Octodon degus (degu) is the source of this 2226-nucleotide messenger RNA. Its product is annotated as leucine-rich repeat-containing protein 37A3-like. NCBI's taxonomy places the organism in Eukaryota, Metazoa, Chordata, Mammalia, Rodentia, Octodontidae. The transcript has 14 exons. The coding region runs from base 1 to 2226 and encodes 741 amino acids. Gene Ontology annotation, molecular function: protein binding. The record is from RefSeq and is a predicted model, not a curated record.